This is a messenger RNA of Pleurotus ostreatus (oyster mushroom), 1659 nucleotides long. RefSeq lists its product as uncharacterized. The record is from RefSeq and is a predicted model, not a curated record. The transcript is spliced from 8 exons. NCBI's taxonomy places the organism in Eukaryota, Fungi, Basidiomycota, Agaricomycetes, Agaricales, Pleurotaceae. The coding region runs from base 1 to 1659 and encodes 552 amino acids.
AUGUCCUCCCCUUUGGAAAGAGUUCCGCGAGACCUUCUCCAAUACAUCGCUCGGCUCACUGUCUCGGCUUCACCCUUCGAGUCCCUCACAAAUCUCCUCCACUUAUUGUUGACGAAUUCGACCAUCUAUCACCAGCUGUCUGUCCAGCAUAGCCCACACCUCUAUGCUCGCGUCUUUCAACUCCGUUUCGACACCGUCGCGCCGCGUCGUCGGCUCCACGCGUCGCUGCUGACGGACUCGUCUCUUGCUGGUGAACUCAUUCUACGAUGUCGUCUCUUGAGACGCAUCCGACGGCGCGACCUGACAGGUCUAGACAUCGAACAAGACAUGUGGACCCUCUACUGGCUGAUAUUGGAAAACGAAACACUAAACGGGGCCCAUCUCAUGAGGGCUGGUUCUUCCGAAUAUCUCCUUGAACUCAUACGACAUCGGCUCCGCCAAGGCAGCACUGAGGAACAAUUCAUGGAUAUUUCUCAUGAAGCCUUAUCGCUCGCCCUUUGGUCGUAUUGUCUAUCCGUCUCGAGUCGAGAUAUCGCGGAUCUCACACCUGAAGUUGUGCAAGAAUUGUUGGCACUCAUACGUCCCGUGGCCAUGUCGACGCAUAAGGACUUUGCUCUAAACCCUUCUCCAAACCCGUUCCACCUCCCCAAAUCGAGAUCCCCCCCUGCACGAGAGCAGCAGCCCUGUUCCAUUUUUCCUUGCAAUCGUCCGGAUUGCAGCAAUGAUAUAUUUCACUAUUCCAGAAAAUGGCAUCUCCGUUGCCCAGAUGUUCUUAGUGCGGCGAUCAUCAUGACGUUCGCACUCAAAGAAAUAGUGCCUCUUCAAGUACCCCCACACCUGCCACUAGAUCGUGCCUCUGCCAUCGCUCAGAAUCGUGCCGGUCCCACUAUGGUCGACUAUCGAGCCUUGGCGACUUGCCGAACACCCCUUUUCAAUGAUCCCAUCGCGGAGCCCUCUCCUCAACCCAAUUCCAGUGCUAUGUGCCUUAAUCUGCCGCGAAGCACGCGACUAGAAGAGGACUUCAGCCGCAUGGCAUUGGUCUCUCCCAAUGCCCUCAUCUAUGGGGCUAGUUAUACCCCCGGAAUGCUGUCUGGCUUAUGGGAAGGGACGUUCAUGAUUUGUCCUAUUAGGUCGAUCGGGGCCAACACCUCGAAUUCUCCGUUCACCGAAGACUUUGUUGGCCGUAAACCUAUGUACUGUCAAAUGACUGAGUACAUGUGUUCCGGACAGCACGUACCAAUCCCCACCGAGUCCCAUGAACCGUUCAACUGGGAUUACCACCCCAACCGGCUUCUUCCAAUCAAGGGCGGGUUCCAAGUGUCUUCAAAGAUCUUCCAUUACGAGAAGCUGGACGCCACGACCACUCGGCUCCUCGCACGCCGUGAGAUGAACUAUGACGUUAAGGACAUUUUGGUGCUAGGCGAGACCCCGGACGUCCAGGAGGAAGCAUGGGGUGGAUACCGUUUCGCGGGAAAGGUCAGGCUCUCUGAUGGAUUCAUAACGCUCAAGCGUGUGUCCAAAGAUAUCCUUGACGAUCCACCCUGGCUUUUCGAGGGGUAUCUGCACUAUGGCGCCGCGUUCGUUGGGACAUGGCGGACACAUGAGCAGCAUGUUCGUAAUGCUUCGGCAUGGGCGGAUGGUUUUAUUCAUGAUGGCUGA